Molecule: messenger RNA, 2941 nt
Organism: Syngnathus typhle (broad-nosed pipefish)
Lineage: Eukaryota; Metazoa; Chordata; Actinopteri; Syngnathiformes; Syngnathidae
Gene: mavs
Product: mitochondrial antiviral signaling protein
Exons: 7
Coding region: 510-1742 (410 amino acids)
Source: RefSeq, a predicted model, not a curated record
CGCCUACUCCACAUUGAACAGCAUCGAGGUAAAUGGCAAAAUAAUCUACCUUGUUAGCAGGGAAAUUAACCUCUUUGCCCACGACCGUUUCAGUCACCACUUAAAUAUCAUCAGCGCUGCACCUGGUUACCAUUAACAACCGCAUUCAUGUCGUAAAUUAGCCCAUUCGCUCGUCUUUUUUUUUAAAUGGAGACCAACGGCCACUACCAGCGCGACGAUUAGCGCAAAACACCAACGAAGAGGCAGCCGCGCUCCGACACAGCUGUGCCCGGCGCAAAAUGAAGGCCUAAAAGGUGGUACCGGGGCAGAUGUGCGUGGAAACGAGCAGUUUUCGUGCUGGAUUUGGUCUUCAAGUGACACUCGAAGCAGCGACCCACGCCCGCCAAAGAUCUUGGGUUGUUUAAUGGCGGUCAGUCCACGAGGCACUGUAGCAGACAAAACAACAACCCCCUCUCUCCAGGUUAGAAGGAUUAAUACUGUCUGGGAAGGCAAAAAGAUGUCCUAAUAAGAUGACGUUUGCUAGCGACAAGGUAUGGAAUGGCUAUUUGCGCACUCAUAUGGGGACCAUCGUCAACAUGAUCAAUGUGCGUGAGAUCGUGCCCCACUUGCCAUGCCUGACCAAUCACGACAGGGAGACCAUCGAAGCCAAGCGGGAGAUGUGCGGAAACUCUGACAGCGUGGUGCUGCUGCUGGACUGCCUGAAGAGGCGGGAGAACUGGCUCGAGCACUUCAUCCGUGCUCUGGAUAUGUGUGAGCACGGCGCCAUUGCUGCCGAAAUCCGAGCUGAGUAUGACAGGCUCCAAGGCGCCAGCAAUUCCGCCCCCAGCUCUCCCGCAACCGGCCUUGUGAAUGGCCACGUCGAUCCUGCUCCGUCCGGUGCUCACCUUUCCGGGUCAGACACCAGCAGCCCCAGCCAGGCUGCAACUUCCCCGUCCUGCCCUCCUCAGGCCGACCCGGAACCAGAGAUCCAAACUCCCGCACCCGCUCCACCGCCUGUAAUUGAACAGCCACUUGCCUCCUCUGCCUCUGAAACUGAUAUGGAUCCUCCGGAAAGCUCUGAAUCUAACAAAGCGGUCCCUGAGGAGGUUUCGUACUACUGCGACGCAUCGCUUGAAUCCGGCCAAGUUGCGGAAUUGUGCGACACAUCUUCGUGCGAUGUCAUUGAAAGCCCGCCGAAAAGUCCCAUUGACCUGGAUUUGACCGAUACUCGCCAGAGCCCCGAGAAGCACCCCGUGCAGGAAACUGCCGCAACUCUGGAAAAACUCACUCCCGCAGCUGUUACUUUGCUGCCAGGAGAUAUUUCGGAAGCUCUGGCAACACAGAUCAUCGUCGAGAAUUGUUCGGGAACAGGUCCUGCGAGCCCCAUCUUGUCCGCUGCCGCCGCCUCGAUGUGCCUGAGCACGCCCCGCACACUUACCAGUAUCCCGCCGCAAGAUGAUCCCAACUCCAACGGCGCCGUAUCCGGAUCAUCGUCCGACCCCUAUUCCGGUGACACGGACCGUCUGGAAAUAAGCGAGGACAAUGAAGAGGACGGGGUGCGGGUGAAUGUGGUGCACAUCUCCCAACAGUCGUCUGUGCUUAACUCGGAGGGCCAAAGCGCGGUCAACAGCAUCUCCGCCAAGGAAGUCCAGGCCGAGAAGCCAAGCCCUCGCGGCGCGCUGCCCGCCAACGGCAAGUUCAUCGCGACGGCGCUGGGAGUGGGUGUCUGCGCGCUGUUGGUGGCAUGGAAGUUGAAGCAUUAAGGCAGUGCUUCUCAAUUUUCUGUUACGCCCCCCUUAGCAAGAAGAAAACUUUUCGCGCCCCCCCCUCCCCACUGUGACUAUCCUAACUUGUCCUGUAAGUAGUAAAAUGUUGCACUGUCGCAAACGUCACAGAAGUAACAAUGAGAGCGCCACUGCCCCCUGCUGUGAAAAUGCGCAAUUACACUUUAUUCUAGUACUGCCAAAAAAAAAGCCUGUUCCCCAGGGUCACCCCAGGUAUAGCGGGGCGCGCCCCACUAUUUGAGAAGCACUACAUUAAGGAGAAGUGCUCCACGUUCAAGGCAGCGUUUCCCAACCACUUUUUGAGCCAUUUGCAUUGAAAAAAAGUCUCACAGCACAUCACCUGGCUUUUAGUGCAUGCCCCCUGCAUGCCAUCGACGUCACUCAACUGGUAGCCAAGCUCUAUCUUUCACUAUUAUGGAGCCUCCUUUUAUGUAUUUUCCAGGGUUUCUUUUUUCCCAUUCAAAUUUGUCAAGCUAGUUAGCAGACACAUAGACAAGAUAACAACACUAUUCUCUGUGGUGUGACCAAUUCAUCUUGACAUGUUAUUUUCACUUUACAAGGACCUAAUAGAAAUUGUAUAAUUUUCCGCAGCACAAUGGUUGGGAAUCACUGUUUCAAGGAGAACAAUUUACGUGUGCCUUAUGGUUAUGAAAACCGCUGAUGUUUUAAGGUUUAAUACUAGCAAGUAUGCAUAGUUUGUAGAUUUUUUUAUUUUUUUUAUUUGAAGAUAUGUUAUUGUUCUAUGCUGGAUACACACUAAUAUUGAUUUAAUGCCACGUUUUAAUUGUAUGAUUAGCAUUUCUUGUAAUGGUAACAGUUUUAACCAUCUUCUAAUAAGGAGUGGGAAAAGCUUGUGCUUGAAGGCCACAUUAGUAGAACCGUUAUUAUGAUUAUAUGAUUGAUAAAAAGUUAGUAUUUUCAAUAUGUACAGUUAUUUUAAUAUUGAAGUAAAACUCAAUAGAUAUUCAUUUUAAAGUCUAAGAAAUGGUCCGUUUCAGGGUAAUAUAUUUUCUAAAAGCUGUUUAGUCACCUUUUUAAGUGGCACGAAUAUAAAGAGAAACAGUAAAAUUGUGAAAGGCUGGAGGACUGCUGCUGCUUACUGUGUAUAACUUGAAGCCAUUUCUUUGUACAUACAUAGUGAUGUGUAUAGUAUGAUAAUAAAAUUGGAUCCCCCUAAA